Messenger RNA from Cimex lectularius (bed bug), 559 nucleotides. RefSeq lists its product as uncharacterized. NCBI's taxonomy places the organism in Eukaryota, Metazoa, Arthropoda, Insecta, Hemiptera, Cimicidae. Bases 99 to 461 code for a protein of 120 amino acids. The record is from RefSeq and is a predicted model, not a curated record. The transcript is spliced from 3 exons.
ACAUCCUUCGGUGAAGGGUUAGGUGGGAGUGCUUGCAUAUAACACCUACCCCCCACCCAGGAUUAUUACAUUCGGUGCUUGACCAGGACAUCAGAAGAAUGAAGCUCCUCGCUUUGGUCUUGAUUGCAAUUAUUCUAAGUGAAGCUCAUUCGGCUCCUCCAGUCGGAGAGAUAGACAACAAACUGGGAAACGCAGGAUCGAGAAUUGUGUACUACCACAACGAAAACAGAGGCGCCGAUGGCUACGAUUUUUCGUAUGAAACUGAUGAUGGAACGAAACGAAGGGAAAAAGGAGAGUUCGUAAAUGGCGUAUGGACUGUGACGGGUGUCUUCGAGUGGCGAUCUCCUGAUGGAAUGACACACAAGAUGAUGUUCAAAGCUGACGAUACCGGUUAUUCCAAAAUGUUACUUAUUACGAAAUCCUCCUUCAGCGCAGGAGCUUUGGCCUCUUUAACAGGAUAGCGCAAACCUUAAUACCUCGUUUUUCAUUUACUUCAGUUUUUAUUUUUUCGGAUCUAUCUAUCUCUCAAUUUCUUUAUCUCUCCCUCUUUUUCUCUUUU